Molecule: messenger RNA, 1419 nt
Organism: Dermatophagoides pteronyssinus (European house dust mite)
Lineage: Eukaryota; Metazoa; Arthropoda; Arachnida; Sarcoptiformes; Pyroglyphidae
Product: proline-rich protein 5-like
Biological process (GO): TORC2 signaling
Cellular component (GO): TORC2 complex
Source: RefSeq, a predicted model, not a curated record
UUUUUUCCAAUUCUUAAACAUUGCUGUUGUUGGUGUGUGCAUGUUUGAAUUUUUUUUUUUAGUUAACACGCGUUUCUAGCCGUGUUUCUCAUCAUGUUCAUAAAGUGAUGAAAUGUUUCUUUUAAUUUUGUUUUUUUUCAGCAUUUUUCUUCAGUAUACAAACACAAUCUAUUGAUCUCAUUUAGGAAUCAUUUUUCCAAAAAAUCUUUCUAUUCAUCCAUCAUCCGUCAAUCAUUUUGAAAAAAAACGAUGCCAUUCAAUCGUCGUGUACCGUUUUUUAAUGCAAAUAAAAGUCAACAAACAUUCGAUACAUUAAGACAAAUAGAAUUGACUAAACUUCGAUCAAAUUCACAGAAACCAUGUGGCCAUAAUCAUCAUCAUCAACCAAAUGGUAUUGAAAUUGCAACCGAUGAAUUAGAAGAUUUACAAGCAGAAAAAUUAUUCCAUACAAUAUGUGUGGGUAAUUUAUCAAGUGAAUUUCUAAUUCCAUGUGCUAAAAAUGCCAAUUGGGUACGUUUAGAAGAAUCUAUUAUAAAUUUAUUUAAAAAUUCUGGCCAAUUAAUUGAUGGACAAUUGAAACAAACACAUGAAGAUAUUACGGCACUUUUGAAUUCAAAUUUCGGUAUUUUUGUCUUUGAUCGUCUUAAGAGUCAAGUGCUACCGAAAGCCGUACGUUUACUUAAAUCAAAGAUCGAUCAUGAUUUUGAUGAUGAUGGAUGUGACAGUGAUGGUGAUGGAAAAAAUUAUUUGAAUACAUUAGGAUCAGUAUGGAAAACUUUCUACCAUGACAUACUUUCAACAUUGGAAUGUAUGCUUUUCAGUAUCGAGUCAUUCAAUAAUGUUUCAAUACGUAAAACAACUUUGGUAAUAUUUCGUGAUAAAAUUCUCAUUGAUAGUCUACUUGAAGAUAAACUUAAAGAAUUAAUCGAACAAAAUAAAUUAAUACCAGCCAAUAUUAUACAGAUGAUACUAGUCGUACAAAGUGUUCAUGAACGUUAUCCACCAAGUGAAAAUAGAUUAAAAUUUGAAAAAAUAACAGCAUUAGCUAUAACACCAUAUGUUGGUUAUUAUGGUACAUAUGAAAAUCAUAAUCAAACACCAAUAAUACGUUCAAAUGAACCGGAUAAUUUUGGCAGAAAUCCAUUCGAAAUGUUGAAUAGAAAAAAUAAUAAUACAAUUUAUGGCCAUACAAAUACAAUCAAUAAUAAUCAACAUCAUUCAAUUAUGAUGAAUAAUAGAAUUCAAAAUAAUAAUAAUCGAACAUCGGAAAUAAAGAAUAAAAAUAAUCGUUCAAGAAAAAUAUCAUUACCUCAUUUUGGUACGAAUACGACAAAUAAUAAUAAUAAUAAAAAUCCAAACUAUAUAAUCGGCCGAAUUAAUGAAUAACUUAAAAAGAAACUUUUACCACCGAAUCUCAAA